Molecule: messenger RNA, 1134 nt
Organism: Cladophialophora carrionii CBS 160.54
Lineage: Eukaryota; Fungi; Ascomycota; Eurotiomycetes; Chaetothyriales; Herpotrichiellaceae
Product: dihydroorotase, homodimeric type
Exons: 8
Coding region: 1-1134 (377 amino acids)
Biological process (GO): pyrimidine nucleotide biosynthetic process; 'de novo' pyrimidine nucleobase biosynthetic process
Cellular component (GO): cytoplasm
Molecular function (GO): dihydroorotase activity
Source: RefSeq, a predicted model, not a curated record
AUGCGGCUCAAAGACGUCCAACGUCUAGAAUUACCGCCGUCGGCAGAUAUGCAUGUCCAUUUGCGGCAGGACCAAGUCAUGGAAUUGGUGGUUCCUCAGAUCUUGAAGGGCGGAGUAGACACCGUCUUUGUCAUGCCCAAUCUGCAGCCGCCGAUCACGAGUGUAGCCCAAGCCUUGGAAUACCAGUCGCGUCUACAGGCUAUUGAACCCAAAGUCCAUUACCUCAUGUCACUCUACCUCCAUCCCUCCAUUACGCCCGAAGUCAUCGCCGAAGCCGCAACCGCAGGGAUUGCUGGCGUCAAGAUGUAUCCUCAAGGCGUGACCACGAAUUCCGAGUCAGGUGUGCCGGCGGAUUUUCUAGACGCCUACCCCCCCGUCUUCGCUGCCAUGGAGCAGCAUGACCUGGUCCUCAACCUGCACGGAGAGUGGCCGGGACGUCUGCCAAGCGAUGAUAUUUCCCUCGAAGAAGCGUUCCUACCGCAGCUGAUGAGGCUUCACGAGAAGUUCCCGCGUCUGCGAUGUGUUCUUGAGCAUUGUUCCACCGCCGCGGCUCUCGAUGCCGUACGGGCUUGCGGUCCAUCCGUUGUUGGAACGAUAACCGCACAUCAUCUCUACCUGACCGGACAAGACAGCCAGACAGACCCUCUUGCGUUUUGUAAACCUAUCCCCAAGAAGCCGUCAGACCGCGAUGCCCUGAUCAGAGCUGCUUGUAGCGGCGACCCGAAGUUCUUCUUCGGCAGUGAUAGCGCACCGCACCCUCUCGGUUCCAAGACCCAAGGCGGCCAAGCAGGUCCAGUCCCGGCAGGGGUAUUCACGCAGCCAUUCGCCACCCAGCUCGUGCUUCUAGCCUUCGAAGAGGCAAUUGCCAGGGGUGUCCUCGGACCGGACGAAGUCACGCAGGACCAUCUCGAGCAGUUCCUGAGUCGAUCUGGGAGACGGUUCUACAAGUUGCCUCUGCGGAGCACUGACCCUGGCAGUGCCGCCGGCAAAGGACAAGGACAAGGACAACCCAAGAUCGUGCUUGAACGGAAAGGCGAGACUAUUCCCCCGAGCAUAAAGACCGAGGAUGGUACUCUGGAGAUUGGCUUGUCAAAGGCCUCGGCUCCGGUGUUCAGUCUAAGCUGGCUUACGUAG